This is a messenger RNA of Sus scrofa (pig), 2626 nucleotides long. The record is from RefSeq and is a predicted model, not a curated record. Lineage: Eukaryota; Metazoa; Chordata; Mammalia; Artiodactyla; Suidae.
CCCAACCUCAUGGUUCCUAGUUGGAUUCGUUUCUGCGGUACCACGACCGGAAUUCUGAAUCUUUCAUAUUUUUAAACAACAGCAACACAUGUAUAUCCUGUAUGAGAAGUGACGUGCAUUUUGCUGUGUUGGAUAUGACAUGGAAUCUUAGGAAGGUCCUGGGGUGGUGUGAGGAAUCUGGAAAGGCCAGGGGGCAAGUACUCUUGCAGAGACCUGUCCUCACCUCCCAGCUCCUCUGAGAGCAAGUCUGCAGCAGGCAAGGCCUGCAUGGCCAGCCUCGCCCACAGCAGUGGGGCCUCUCUGGAUUUCUGUAUCCCACAUUUAAACAAAGCCCUGAGGGAUGCCUGUCCAGCAGGCUGAGCCACCAAAGCUCUGGGAUCAGGUGAAACAAAAGCAGAGGGAAAGCAGAGUGCUGACAGAGCCAGAGGCCAUCAGCCACAGAGCUAUAAAAAGCAGAGCCGUAGAGGAAGUGGCACCAGAUGGAGACCCAGACUUUGCAGCAGGAGCUGGGUGAGUAAGGCCCUGAGGGGUGCUCUGGUCCUUCUUUCCUUCCCUUGCAGAGGCAUGCCCAGAAGGGGGCCCCGUUUUCCUGCCCUGUAGUCACGGCUUCUUAGGAUAGCUGGAGAAGACUGGGGAACUCUGGGGGAGGCAGGCUUCUCUUGCCACCCCAAAAGGAGUUACUUACAGGACAAUGACCACUGCCCUAGCCAUCAUAGCUGGGAGGGGACAUGGAGCCUCAAGAAAUGACCAGCUCCUGGGGCAUAGGGAGAAGUGGGGGUGAGCAAGAGCUAGGAAACGCUUAUUUGGAGGUUCAGGAUGGAAAGAUCUGUCAGAGUUUACAUGCAUCAGUCUCUGGGCCAAUACCAGCCAGAGCCAAAGGCCAUGAAUGGCUGUUGAGAAAACUGAUGUACACCUGCCUGUCUUCUUUCUGCCCUGCCUCCCGCCCCCCUUCCCCCUGUUCUUCCUUCCUUUACCUUUCCUAUCAUCUUUUCUGUCUACCUCACCCCUCUGAGCCUCAGUACCCUCAUCUGUAAAAUGAAGGUAAUGACAGUACUUACCUAAUAGGCUCAUUGGGAAGAUUAAAUGUAUGAAUGCAUAUAAAGCAUAUAGAACAGGGCCUGGAAGAGAGUGAGCCAUCGUUCAGUGGUAGCUAUUGCUGUCAUCCUCUUUUCUUCCUCACUUUCCAUCAAUAGGUCUUUUUCAGUGCCACCCAUUCCCCUUCUCAAGCCCUCACCACUGCGACAUGUGCUCAGCAACCACUCAGGAGAUCCCGGCCCUGCCUUUGAGAUGUUCACCCAGGACAUAUUCAAUAGGAACACAGAUCAGUACUGUGAUGAGUGCUGAAAGUAGGAAAGAAAGCAAGCCGCCAUAGGCGGGGAAGGCAGCAAAGGUUCAGGAGGCAAGACCAAGGCUGGUUAGGUCUAGAAGAGAAGUAGGGUGGGAAUGUAGCAUGACCACGCACAGCCGGUCAAUUUGAGGGCUUUGAGGAGCCAGGUGAGAGUGAGACCAUGCACUGGCAAUAUGAGGGGUCAGAUGGUCACCAAGGAGUUUCUAUUGGGGUACGUGAGACUGAGGCAAUGCUGCCACCUGUAGUGGGUGCCUGGAGGCAGGCAAGAGGCUGAGAACUGCAUUUAUCAAGUGGUCAUCAUGCCUGUGCAAUGCCUUCGCUGCGUUAUUGCUACUAAUCCUUGUAAUAACUCUGCGGGUAGAAGCUUUAACAAUGGAAAACAACUGAGGCUCAGCUAGUGACAGGCAGGGCCAGGAUCCCAACCAAAGUCUAUUUAUUGGACUUCAAGCCUCUUUUACUUUCUCCUGUGCUCCUCAUCCCCCACCCCAGAGGCCAUGUCAUUGGUGUGUUUUCUGUCUUCCAGAAUCCCUUCCAACCACCAAGAUGGCUCAAACUAACCCCAUGCCGGGGUCUGUGGGGCCAUGGAAGAUAACCAUCUAUGACCAGGAGAACUUCCAGGGCAAGAGGAUGGAGUUCACCAGCUCCUGCCCAAAUGUCUCUGAGCGCAGUUUUGAUAAUGUUCGGUCACUCAAGGUGGAGUGUGGCGCCUGGGUUGGUUAUGAACAUACCAGCUUCUGUGGGCAACAAUUUGUCCUGGAGAGAGGAGAGUACCCUCGCUGGGAUGCCUGGAGCGGGAGUAAUGCCUACCACAUUGAGCGACUCAUGUCCUUCCGCCCCAUCUGUUCUGCUAAUCAUAAGGAGUCUAAGAUUACCAUCUUUGAGAAAGAAAACUUUAUUGGACGCCAGUGGGAAAUCUGUGACGACUACCCCUCCUUGCAAGCCAUGGGUUGGUUCAACAACGAAGUUGGUUCCAUGAAGAUACAAUGUGGAGCCUGGGUUUGCUACCAGUAUCCUGGAUAUCGUGGCUAUCAGUAUAUCUUGGAAUGUGACCAUCAUGGAGGAGACUAUAAACACUGGAGAGAGUGGGGUUCUCAUGCCCAGACUUCCCAGAUUCAAUCGAUUCGCCGUAUCCAACAGUAGUGGAUUAAAAGCUCCAAGUAAGAAUUCCUCAGGCAUGAGACCUUGCUAAGUAAUCUAGAAUGAGUUUUAUGUUCUGCUCAGACAUUGCUUCCAAAUGUUAGCUGCCGAUAUCCACAAUAAAUGUCAUUAAAAAAAAAA